CGCAGAGGACUGAGCUAAAUCCCUUCGAGUUUGAGCUUCAGGAUUCAAAGCACAGUGUUUGAAUUUGUUUGCAGGGUUCGGUUUGUGGGUCACGCAUGGCUUCCUCACCAGACACCCAAUCCCAAUGGGAAUUCGCCUGUGACCUGGAAGUGGAUUUUGGAUCUGAAGAGAAUGCUUCCAUUGUAUUUGCUGCCUUAGCCGUUGAUAAGGAGUUGCAACCUGAUAAGGUAAAACGACUCAUGACGGUGUCUAAUGGAAAGUUAUCAGUGCACUUUGAGGCAAUAGAAGCCAGAUUUCUUCGGGCAUCAUUCAGUGCUUUUGUAGAUGUCCUUACACUAGCCACGAAAACAAUUGAAGAAUUUGGUCAAGGAAUGGAGUUUUGACGUCUCCUUAUCUUUGUUGUUGGAUUAUUUAAGUGUUCUUCCACCGUUAAAAUGUACUAUUACUUGCUUCUUUCAAGGAAGAAAAAUAUCACAUUCGCUUAUGAAUUUGUAUACAUGAGGAAAGCUGGAAGCCCAGCAAGUUUGUUGAUGUUUCAAGCAUUUAUGGGAUGCUCAAAGUCACCAAUCCACUAGUCUACUAUCUACUAAAUUACUGGCAGAGAUACCAUAGCACUUGUUUUUCCUAAGAUGUUUUAGAAGUUUGUUUUCAGUUAAUAGUUAAUAUAAAAGUGAUGA
Messenger RNA from Gastrolobium bilobum, 677 nucleotides. RefSeq lists its product as uncharacterized. The record is from RefSeq and is a predicted model, not a curated record. Gene Ontology annotation, cellular component: EKC/KEOPS complex. The transcript is spliced from 4 exons. Lineage: Eukaryota; Viridiplantae; Streptophyta; Magnoliopsida; Fabales; Fabaceae. The coding region runs from base 96 to 383 and encodes 95 amino acids.